Molecule: messenger RNA, 1128 nt
Organism: Penicillium hordei
Lineage: Eukaryota; Fungi; Ascomycota; Eurotiomycetes; Eurotiales; Aspergillaceae
Product: zinc finger CCHC-type containing 10
Exons: 2
Source: RefSeq, a predicted model, not a curated record
AUUCGUGGGCAUUAUGCCGCGCCUGACCGCCCUUGGCGCGCGCCUACAAUUUCCCUUGGGCUUCAAAGGUUAACAGCCGCUAACUUGCGCCGAUCAGCUUUACGUCGGAUAUUGCCUUUGAUCCUCAUCGUGGGUGUGCCAAUACCCCUAUUCUGGUCUCAAAGUACCCGCCAAUCCAGGAUUUUACAUGAACCCACAACAUCACGAGCUCCAAUGAACCGAUAUCGAAACGCCCCGAAGCUCGGAGGCUCCAACUCCAACAGGGCCACUGCGACCACACUGUGCCAGAAAUGCCUCGGACGAGAUAUGUACCCUCUUUCACUUAAUGUCAGACGUUUGACUAACUCUGACUCACGACACUACAGUUUUGAUUGCAAGGCAUCCGCACAAGAGCGCCCAUACAUCCCACGACCUUCAAGGACCCAGCAGCUACUGAACCCAGAAUUGAUGCCCAAGCUUUCAAGCGAGAAUCCAAAUGAGCUGUUACGGAAAGAGGGUGUAGCGGAUGAACUACUUGCUACCCGGGAGGAAGAGCGUGGCCGGAAAAGAGAUCUUGACGAUAUGACAGAUCGCAACGUUCAGUCUCGGGCUAGGUCCCUCUCAGUGGAAACGAUAUCCACAAAUCGAUCAUAUUCCUCAUCUCCCCGCCGUAACAAACAUGGCACAGCCGACAGGGGUCGCCGAGAUGAUUCAUCAGCACCACCUGCAAAAUCCCGAAAGAGACGCUACAGUGAUUCUACAGAGGGUUCUUCGGGAUCAGUCCACUCGGGACCGAAGAACCGCUCACCCUCCAGGGAGCAUACCGAUGACCGAAACACCCGGCGACGGAGACGAGAAUCUAGCCCGGAAGAACGAGGCCGUCACCGUGGAUCAGGAAGACAUAGCGAGCGAAGAGAUCGCCGAAGCAAGAGUGCGGAUAAGGAUCGAGUGAAAGAAUCACGUGCUACGACUCAGGAUGUUCCCCGGGACUGUUCAUAUCGUGAUCGAGGAAGCCCACCACGCCAGUCUCAACCUGGACGGUCUAGGCCUGAACCCAUAACUCAGAAGAACCAGCCUCCACGGGAACGAAGUUUGAGUCCUUUCAGUAAGCGCCUUGCUUUGACUCAGGCCAUGAAUAACGGACGGUAA